Molecule: messenger RNA, 747 nt
Organism: Histoplasma mississippiense
Lineage: Eukaryota; Fungi; Ascomycota; Eurotiomycetes; Onygenales; Ajellomycetaceae
Exons: 7
Coding region: 1-747 (248 amino acids)
Source: RefSeq, a predicted model, not a curated record
AUGAAGGCUUUGCUACUAGUCCUGGGCACCAACGUAGAGGUGCAGGUCAUGUCCAGGUGUCGUACACAGGCUCCGCUCCACCAAAGUGGCCAGGCAGACGGCGGCAUUCUGGGAAUGGACACUGUGGGCAAAGAGGUUCAGCUGUUGACCAGCAAUGAAGAGGGUGUGAUGGGGGUCCUGAGGAUGAUCGAGGCUGAGAAGCGUGAGAGCUCUAUGUCAUUGUAUGAAGAAGGAGAAGAGAGUGACAGACACAAGAUGGCAGGUGCAACUCACUGCUUUCUUAUUCACCUUCUUUAUCAACUCACCAUCUCACUGCCACCUCCGUACGAUGAAAGAAAAGAUAAAGUUAGAACUGUCAGAUCUGCAGAGUUUGACUCUGCAGACUUUUAUAUGAUGUCCUCAGCAGAGGCAGAGGCAGAGAUGGAGACAGAGACAGAAGAGAAGAAGAUAGCAGCAGCAGAAGAAAUGACAGUUCAAUUCAGCAGCAGAGCUCUGAAUCUGAAUAGAGUUCUGAGAAAUUGCCUGUAUGAAGAAGGUGAUUUGAUCAUCAAUCAGAUCAGCAAGCUGCUGAGUCAUCUUCUGCUGCAGCUGCAGAUUCUCAUGACCUCAUUUAUCAAUGAACUGAAUCAACUCCUGCUGUAUCACUCACUGAAUCUGAAGCUUCUGAGGCUUCACCACUGUCUCAAGGGUCUGAAUAAUCUGAAGAGCAUACUUCUGAUAGUCCUUCUGUACAAAGAGUGGAUCUGA